Messenger RNA from Parus major (Great Tit), 9099 nucleotides. RefSeq names its product lysophosphatidylcholine acyltransferase 1 (gene LPCAT1). The transcript has 14 exons. Gene Ontology annotation, molecular function: calcium ion binding. The coding region runs from base 319 to 1776 and encodes 485 amino acids. NCBI's taxonomy places the organism in Eukaryota, Metazoa, Chordata, Aves, Passeriformes, Paridae. The record is from RefSeq and is a predicted model, not a curated record.
AAGAAGCUGGUGUCACAGCCAGACCUGGUGCAUUUGGUGCAUUUGCUUCUUGCUGGCCAUUACCAUCCUCGCUGUCUCUGGAAGACCAAGAGACCUUUUCUGCACAUUUAUGUAGUCUUUUUUGGCAUUAUGGAUGCAACUUCUGCUUUCUUUCUGGGAUGUGGCACUAAAAUGAUCUUCGGUACAAAGGAUUGGUACAUACAGUCAACAUACAGGAUGGAAUACCUCACUACCAGUCACCUGCCAUUCAGCUUUGCCCUAGAGUAGAAGACUUGGAGGAGAGGGAGGGAGGAGAUGUGAAUCCCAAAGAUUGCCUUCAUGACCUUGACUCUGUUUCCUAUCCGACUCUUUUUUGCUGCUUUUAUGAUGUUGCUGGCCUGGCCUUUUGCUUUCAUUGCUUCAAUGGGAUCUGACGAGCAAGAGCUUGAAAAGCCCCUCUCCUGGUGGCGAAAGAUAGUGGCUAUCUUGCUGAAAGCAAUAAUGAGAAUGAUGUGGCUUGCUGGUGGAUUCCACUGGAUAAAUAUAAAAGGCAGACGGGCAUUGCCAGCAGAAGCAGCAAUAUUAACAGUGGCUCCCCAUUCUUCCUACUUUGAUGCCAUUCCAGUAACUAUGACCUUCGCCUCCAUUGUGAUGAAAGCAGAAAGCAAAGAUAUUCCUGUUUGGGGAACUCUGAUCAAAUAUAUCCGACCAGUAUUUGUAUCUCGGGCCGACCAGGAUUCUCGCAGGAAAACUGUUGAAGAGAUAAAGAGGCGUGCCCAGUCUGGUGGUAAAUGGCCACAGAUAAUGAUAUUCCCAGAGGGCACUUGCACAAACCGAUCCUGUCUAAUUACAUUCAAACCUGGAGCAUUUAUUCCUGGGGUUCCUGUGCAGCCGGUUGUUUUACGUUAUCCAAACAAACUGGAUACAAUCACAUGGACAUGGCAAGGGCCAGGAGCGUUUGAAAUUCUGUGGCUUACUUUAUGUCAAUUUCACAAUUCUGUGGAAAUCGAGUUUCUACCCGUGUAUAUUCCUUCAGAAGAAGAAAGAAAAAAUCCAGUCUUGUAUGCCAAUAACGUCAGACGUGUAAUGGCAGAGGCGUUGGGAGUUUCAGUGACAGACUACACAUUUGAAGACUGUCAGCUGGCUUUGGCUGAAGGACAGCUUCGUCUACCUUCAGAUACGUGUCUUUUAGAAUUUGCAAAGCUUGUGAGGAGCCUUGGGCUGAAGCCAGAAACACUUGAAGAUGAUCUCAAUAAAUAUGCUGCAAGUGCCAUGAAAAUGAAGAAAGAAAAGGUUGAUCUCAAAGAAUUUUCAGCCUACUUGGAAUUUCCAGUUUCUCAGACAUUAGAAAGUAUGUUUUCACUUUUUGAUGAGAAUGAAGAUGGUGUAAUUGACAUUCGGGAAUUUGUCAUUGCUCUGUCAGUUGUCUGUAAGCCAUCCAAAACUCUGGAAACAAUUCAGUUGGCAUUUCAGCUGUACCAGUCAGGAGGUGGAACUGUAACAGAAGAGGAUUUAGCUUGUAUUCUCAAGACUGCCAUGGGCGUGUCACAAAUUGAUGUUACGCAUCUUUUUAGAGCUGUAGAUGAAGAAGAAAAAGGAAAGAUUACAUAUGAUGACUUCUACACAUUUGCUGUGUUGCACCCACACUUUGCAGAAGACUAUCUUUAUGCUGAUCAUAUGGGAGCUGAGAGCGGCUUGGAGACUUCAUCUCUUUCUGCACCUAAUGGUAUCUGUACUGACUUCAGCCCUGACAAUAGUGGAGAUCGAAAGAAGCCCUUGCAGAAGAAACUAAAUUAACACUACAACUGUUACCUUCCUCUCCUGGUGAGAGGGUUGCAUUUUCGUGGGAUUUUCAUAAGUCACUCCAAUUAUACAACAAAUAUCAGUUUUGUGUGUGAAAGUUCUACCUGAAUACCAUCCUUUGAAUCAUAUGUGCUAUAUUUAACAACAUGUUCCAUGUUACUUUGGGAAGGGUGUUUUUAUUUUUUUUGAAAAGGUCUUUGAAAGGCAAAAAUGUGAAUGUGCUUCAUUGUUAAUGUUCAUAUUUAAAAGGAAGCGGCACAACUUAUUUAUAUUCCAUUGGCUAGUUCCAUGUACAAAGUGUCGCACAAACUGUGCAUGUAUAAAGAAACUGUAGCUACUAUGGUGUAAAGUGCACUUUGGUGAUUAGUGUUUUCCCUAGUUAUGGGGAUGUUUAUCUGGGGCCAAACUGUGCUGUCCAUAUCUGAAUAGUCAGUCUUGUUGAUUUCAGUGGGAUUAUUCUCUUGAGCAAGGCAAGCAUACUUUGGCCCUUGGUUUUGGUUUCAGUGAACAGUUUGGAAACAGUAAUACAAAAACUUGCUAAGGAUUACUUUUUAUUUUUAUUGCUGAAUGACGAAAUUGUUUCUCUUUCCAUGGUAGAAUGAAAAGGAAAGGCUCCUUAUCCCUCACCCCCCAACACUUUUCUACUGUAAUCUUCUGGAUGCAAUUAAACAUGAAUUCUUUCCAAACUGACAUGCCACAUACUGCUUGAAAAUACAUAACAACUAUUUCUGCUUUUGUCUUAUAACCAGCUCAAAUCAUGUCCACACAACAUUUUAUGGGAGAUGUUUACAGAGCUACACAUGAUUUAGAUUUAUCAGGAAUCACAGGUUUCUUCUGUAGCAAGCCUGUACAGAUAACAUAGCAUGGAAUACAUCAUGAAAACCUUGGUGUAUCAGCACAAGUUGGAAAAGGUUGCAGUCACUUCAAAGGCCAAGCCAGCAACAAGUUUCAGACCAUCCUGAAGAAGUGCUAGUUAAAUCUCUAUAGCAACAUUACAUAUACUUCACAGAACAUAUAUGAAGCUUAGAAUAGUUUAGAAGUGUUAAAAAAAAUACCAAACUUGUAUUAGUAAUACUUAUGUUUCCUUUUGUAAAGCCAGAUGCCUUAACUGCUACUGGAGGUCUCAGAGAAAAAUCUAGAUUAUUAUUAAGCCACAGAGCUUCAUUGAUUAGAAAAUGUGAUAAAAGCCUCAAGGAGUAGGAAGGAGGACUGUCACAAAAUAACUAAAAUAACAUAAAAAACCAAAAAAUUUUUCAAGUCAUUUCUGACUAGUUUUGUAGGGUUUUAUGCAUGGAAAACUAUUGAGAUUUGAGUCUUCCACAAAGGAAUUUAAAGCUAGAUUUGAAAGGGAAUAAUUUUAGCUAAGGACAUCUGUUUGUACCACGUGCUUUUAUAACUAUUUCUUAAAUAGCAGGAGGUGUUUUAAAGCUCAUUAGGGUAUUGGAAUGUGUCCUCAGAAAUCCCGAACUGUAUGCGGCAGGUCUCCAGAUUGGAACUGGCUUUAAUAAAGAGGGUAGGAGGAAAAAAUGUAAGAAAAUAUGCUUCAUGGGGGUAUGUGGAGGUAAUAAUAAAAUAUUUGAUUUAUCUAGGUAACAAAAGCCAAGCUCACAGGGCAGCAGCAGACUAUCUGGGAAGACUUGAAUUAAAACUGAUCAUGGAAAAUAGGAGAAAUUGAUUGAAAAAGUAAGGCAGAUGAGGAACUACACUUAACUAGGAAUAGUCAGCUGCACAGAAGAGGGAGUGAGUAUUAGUGUGCUAUAUCUUGAGGCAGGGAUGGCACAGAAUAAGUCAAACUGAGCAUUGUUAACUCGUUGCUGCAGAGAAGAUGUUCGUGAUAGAGGGAUGCAUCAGCAUGUGGUCUGUGAGAAGCAGGGUGGUAUUUCUACAUUACCAAGAUGUGAUAAGGUCUUACCUGAGGUAUCUGUUCAUAUUGGGACACCUGAGAGAGAUGGGUGUAACUGAAUAAAGUGUGGAAGGCAAAAAAGCCCUCAAAAAGUGAUCAAAAAUAUGCUUUAAUCCAAAGAAGAGGAGACUGAAGGGAGAUGUCAACAGUCUUUAAAUAUGGAAAAAGUUGCUAUAGAGAAAAUAGGAACACUCUUCUCCACAACAAUGGUAGAUGCUGGUUAUUAAUUGAAAAGGCAAGUUAAGCAUUAGGAAAAGUCUCUUACAAUACACCUUGUUAAGCUGUGGAGAAGGGUUUCUUCAGGUGUGGUGAAAAGCCUGCCUUCAUUCACUGGAGUUUUUGAAAACAGAAGACAGCUACAGUAGAGACACUUGAUUUUGUUGAUCACACCCCAGGGUUACAGGGAGAUGUCCCUGAGGUCUGUUCUCUAUAGUUAUUACAGUAUGUGAGGGAAGACAAGCAUAGUCUGGGCAUACUGUAUCUCUACAAGAAUAUGGCACGUGGCUCGAGCUGGCUGUGUAAGAUACUUUUGCUUUGUACGUGAGCUUCGGAAUUUGAGAAUGCUGGGAAGGAGGAACUUCCCCAGUACGUAUCUGAAGAGAAGAAAGAGGUGAGCUUAGAAACCCAUGGACAACUCUGAAGUGAGAGGAGCUCCAGAGGAAGAGAUACAUUGACCACAUCUGUAAAAGAGCAAAGAAAGCUGAUUGAAGUUGGCUGAAUACGAGUGUGUCUAAUUUCCAUGUAUGGCAUGAGUAACUUGGGGGUCUGUUUUAUGAAAGCCCAUCAGUUCAUUGACUUUUCUUUUAUUUGAGGUGUUUUGUUAUUGUGGUGAGUGUAAUAGCUGUACUUGUGUGCACCUAAGCUGUACAGAGUACACUGAAAGGCACUGCAGCCUGUAGUGGAUGGGCCAUUAAACAGGUGCCACAUUGUGUGGUGAAGAGGCACUGAAAGUCCAGUGUAUCACUGAGCUCAGUCCAGAGCUGCUGCUGGAGAAGGCUGGUGAUCAUCACAAGUCACAAACAAGUACUCUUGGUGGAUUAAAAGUCAUAUACAAAUUGGUGGAUUGAAUACUUUUAAAAAAAGGCAUAAGACAAAACAGAUUCUGGAAGGAAAUGUGAUUCUCCCUCUUUUGAGAAACUACUGAAUCAGAUAAAGAUAUAAUAGGAGGAACGGCAGGAUUAAGGAUCAGCCUGCAUGGAAACAUUGUUAGAUCACAUACCCUGUCACCAAAGUAGAGAUUAAUUAAUACAACUCCAUUAAUUUUAGCAUUUGUAGUGUAUAAUAUUAGACUGCCUUGUAGUGAGAGAGAAGCCACAUUACCACAGGGUGGUAAACUCAGGCCCUUGAGGGCCGAGGCCCAUAACACAUCACAUGACUGCAGCAAUGCUUUUUACAAUUCAUCUGCCAAACCCCAACUGCAGAAGUGUUUCAGUAGUUCCCAAUGAGAAGCCUUUAUAGAGGCAUCUGAAUGUGCAGCAGCUGAGUUGUGAGUCAGGUUUCUGUGACUUGAUGUAAAGUCAGAGUAGAAGUGAAAACUUCCUUUCCCCUUCACCAAACAUUGAUGCUUUCCAUUAAAAUAGUGAUUUUAUAGGCAGAUGGUUAUAUUUAAACAGGUAGUAUAAACACCCUCUAAAUUUACAAGGAGACAUAUGCAGAAAUUACUUUGGUUCUUUGCACUGUUUAACUUAAAUGAUCCUUACACAGAAAAUGCCAGGGGUGUGAGGCAUUUGACAUUUCUGAUGAUCAUUUUUGUACUCUUAUAUAAUACUGUCAUCUCUUGCCAGUAGAGUUCUUGCAUCACCCAGAAUGAAUUUUUGCAUAUUGAGAUACUCAGCCAAGGCUGGUUAUCUCUUCUUACAUGCCUGAACAAAUAUUUAAAGUAACCCAGAAAACUACAAAAUCCAAAAUAUUUGAAGUUUUGGGGGGUUGGUUUGGUUUUUUUGUUGCUUCAUUUAUAUUUUUUCAAACAUAACAAAACCCCGCUAAGACCAAACAAAUGCUUAGUAGGUGCAAAGCAUGUUUAAAUCACUGCCUCUAGCAAAGUAUGGCAAGUGUUAUUACAGAUUUUUUGGGGAGUCUGUUGCUGUAGCAGAUAAAUUUUAAAUGCUUCAUAGGAAAUUUAUAAGCUGCCUGCAGAAACUAGACUGUACACUUAGUUUUAUAUUAAUUAAUUGCACUAUAUGUUUUGAUGCAUUUAUUGUAGCUAGCAUGAUCUAGGUAUGAUAAAUAGCAACCAGACCUGUGUAUUUACUAAUCUCGUUUUCAAGGUAUAAAUCCUUAGGUCACAGGGGUUGAAAGGGACACGUGUGCAGUAGGGAAGUGAUGCAACCUCUUUAGUGACACAGCUGCCAGAAGUAAGUAGCUAAGUGUCACACAGAGCUCUUUAUUAAUAUCUUCAUGCACGCUGAAUACCUCUGUUAGCUAAUUUAGGCCUAGGGGUGGUUGGAGUAUUUUUGUCUUCUUAAAAUGCAGUGAAUGUUUUUGUGGAAAAGUCAUUGUUGCAAUUCAACAUCUGAUGAAUUUUUAAAGUGGGUGUGGCUUUAUUUAUUUAUGAGUUCCCUGGUAAGUUCAUCUUUGGUAUUGCCUUUGAAUUAUUUUUCCUACUUUUAUAUUAUCAUGUGUUAAUUAUUGCUUUUUAAUUUACUCUUUCAGUCACCUGCUCUCUGCUCCUUCAAAAUAACAUUCAAAAAUAGUAUUCUCAUUAAAGGACAAAUUAAAAAAACAAACAAACAAACCUGCCCUGAUUUGAAAAAAUACUACUUGCAGAACUAUAGUUGCAUAUGCUGUAGAUCCUGUGAUCUCAGGGAAAAAAAUCUGUAAGCACAGCUUUGCGUAUGUUACGGGACUAAACUAGGCUGGAGGAAAAACAAAAUUCUGAUUAAAAGCUCUAACCAACUAAGUUCAAUUUUUCUUUAGUCAGAGUGUGGGUCAUAAGAUUUUCUGAAAUGUGAAGUCUCUGUUUUUUUCCUCUAGCAGAGCUUUCAUGAGUGCUCUAGAAAAAGGAAAUGAUAAAUACACUGGUCAAGCGUUCUACAUUAGUAAAAUUCAAAUUUGGGUCCUAAAACCAUAUUGAGGCACAAAACUUCCCUGUGAACCAGGCACUUCAAAUAGUUUGCUAAUUUUUAGGUAUCUGAACUUCAGCUGAUUAGGAAAACUUAAAUGAUCCUGAAUAGAUCAUUACAAAAAAAAAAAAAAAAAAAGGGAAGAAUACAAAAUAGGAAGUAAGAGUUAGUUACUAAUUAAUUAAAUUAUUAAUUGGUCAGUUCAGCAAAACUGCAAUGUCUGUUUCACAUAUGAACAGGAAGGCUGAGAUGGUCAUUCAGAUAAUUUUGCUAUCCUGACUAGGUAGUAUAUAAGCCAGGCGGUCUUUAUUCAGAGAGUGAUUUCUUGAAGGUCCUGCAGCAACUUGAAGGUACUGCAACAUCCCAGUAAUGUCUUGGUCACUGACAGUGUAGACAGUGAGAUUUCAUCUUCUCACCCUGCCCUUUUUCUUUGAAUUAUGGAGAAAAGUAUUCAAACCAUGAUAGGAACCCUGUAAGAUCUUCUUACAGGUAAAAACCCUCCAGCACCACCUCAGAGGCACAAAGGUGAUCAUUCUGUGGAAUAAUUAUGGUGGGGAACUGGGUAUACAAUGCUAGUCACCAACAUCUUGUGGUCAAACCAUGUAUAAAUGGCAAUACAGUGGUAAAACUACUGAGAGAACUCAGCAGCAAACAGGAUAUCCUUUACAUGUGUUUGAACUUGAGUUUGUGAGUAUUUCCUGCAUCUCAUAGUGCUCAACUCGAGAGAGUUUCUUUCUCUAGGAAGCAUUUCAGAUUUCUUUCAAGAUAAUACUUACUUUGACUUCUUCAAGUGGAAGAGUGAUUUGUUUUGUAGAAAGCAGCUUCUUUUUCCUUGGAUGGUGUGGUGUGCUUUAUUGUGUGUAAUGUGCUUAAACUGAAGUGGGUGAUACCAAGAGAGCAGAGGAUAUAAGAGACUUAUAAAAUAGAGGGUUUAUGUUUCUGUGAGAUAUGCUGAGACAUUUCUGCACAGUAGUUGACACUGCCUAGAUUGUCUUGCAAGUUCAUUAUACAAAAUCAUUUUACUAGUUGGUGAUUUUACUAGUGUGAUGGUAGUGGCUGUUUAUUCCACUUUCCUUAGCAGGAUGGCAGAGCAGAGUACCCCUGUGCAGGCCAGCCUUGGGGUAUAGAUGUAUUUGCAGUUUUCAGAUGAUGGGUCUCUGGGAAUAGAAGCAGUAGAAUCACCUGAACACUGAUUGCACCUCACUAAGUUAUUCCUGUUACACAACUUAGCUCUUUGGGGUAUUUUUUUAUUAACACAGUUAUCAUGCUUUAUUCUGAGCUAAGUUGCACAGAGACAUAUGAAUAUCAGAGCUCACUUGAGAUAGCUUGAGCAUCUCAAAAAAGGUGCUGUAUGAUAAUCUGUUGAUAGAGUGUUACAUUUCAAUUUUUUCACUUUGACCAAAAAUGUUAGAAGCAAGAGAAAAAAGUCAUCACUUCUGUAAUACUCUAUACUGUCAGUGGGGUGUUAUUUAAGAGCGCCAGUUCUGAGCCGAAGUCAGCUGAAGGAAAAUCAGGCUGGACUUCUGAUCCCAAACCAGCAAGUAGAAAAUCUCAUGUGUGCCCAGCGUGGCAGCAAAGCUUUCACUCUGCAGCUGGCCUUUUCCCACAGUAAAGAAGGCUCUUUUCUGCCUCUUGGGCUGCUGAAUUCAGUUUUCUGUAUCCCUAGUUCUUGCUUGUGCUGACUGUUCUUUGUAGGUUUGUUGCAGCCAGAGGGAGACCCUGCUGCCUCUUAAGCUGAAGUGACAUUCAUGGACUUUUCUCCCUGAGCCAGGAGCAGCAGGUGAAUAUUCAAGUCCUCUUCUGGUAAUGUUAUCCAAAACUAAAAGCCCAUGUACUAUUUUAGCUCGUGCCUGCCAUCAGGUAAAGAACUGCUUUUUCUUUUCAUACGCUUCAACUAUUGCAGGUGUAUCCAGGUGACAGGAGGUCUGAAAGAGCUUAUGAGAUUCUCCUUGUUCCUGUGAGUAAGAAGAAAUUAAAUUUAGAAAUAUUAGAAGUUUACAGUGAAACCUUGGAUUGACUCCUGACUUGCUAUAUAUAUAUAUAUAACUAUAUAUAUAUAUCACUUUCAGUGUGAGCCUGUUCACUUCCAUGUUACAAACGCAGAAUCUAUAAAUGUAACUGAAAACAAAGUCUCCUCAUGGAUAUUGAAGAAGCUGACACUCAGACACUUUUCAUCCUACCAUGGUACUGGAAAUUAAAUUCAUCUGACAAUAGGUAGUUUCUAAGUCUAUGAAUGUAUAUGGGGAAAACCCAAAUACAUGUCUUUUAUUCACUAUCCAGCAUGAAGACAAUUUUGUAUUUUCAAUGCUAAAGAAAUAAACUUUGAAAGAUCUUUUAUGGCCUAAGUAUAUA